Messenger RNA from Naumovozyma castellii, 1572 nucleotides. RefSeq lists its product as uncharacterized. The transcript has a single exon. The record is from RefSeq and is a predicted model, not a curated record. The coding region runs from base 1 to 1572 and encodes 523 amino acids. Lineage: Eukaryota; Fungi; Ascomycota; Saccharomycetes; Saccharomycetales; Saccharomycetaceae.
AUGGACAAGCUCUUCUCCUCGUUUAAAACUACUGACCUUGAAAAGCAAGAUCCGGCGUUUGUUGCCAACGAAGCCAUCUCAAAUGACACUACUAGCGAGGAUGACUUCUCAAAGACGGUAUCCUCCGAGGCCUCCAAUAUCGCUUUUCUCCAAAAAAUCGCUACUCGUCUGAACGCUGAGACACGAGGCAUUGAGCCCGUGAGGGACGACGAAAAAACUGACGCAAAUAUAUGGAACCCUUGCAUGCUAUGGUACUCAGCUAAUUUCGUCAUUUCUGCCUACGCAGUUGGUGCCCUGGGCCCAAUGGUCUUUGGCUUGAAUUUCGGUAUCACUUCUUUGACCAUCGUCUUUUUCAAUAUCAUUGGGGUUGUGCCCGUCGCGUAUUUUUCGCUCUUUGGCCCGGAACUGGGUCUGCGUCAGAUGGUCCUAUCCAGAUACUUGGUGGGCAAUAUCGUUGGCAGGUUCUUCUCGUUCAUUAAUUGUAUUGCGUGUGUUGGUUGGUGUGUGCUAAAUAGUAUUUGCUCUGCCCAGUUGUUGAACAUGGUGAACCUGCACGGUCACCGGUGUCCAUUCUGGGCGGGAAUCAUGGUCGUUGUGCUGGGUACCAUUCUGGUGACAUUUUUCGGGAUAAAGGUCAUCACUGCCUUUGAGAGGUGGUCAUGGGUCCCAAACUUGGCAGUUUUCCUUGUUAUUAUUGCCAGACUACACAAAUCAGGUCAAUUUUCUGGCGGCAAGUGGACCUCUGGACCAACAACCGCCGGUAACGUGCUUUCUCUUGGUUGUGUCGCCUACGGCUAUGCUGGUGCAUGGGCCACUUAUUCCGCAGAUUAUACAGUUUACAUGCCAAGGAACACCAACAAGGUAAAAUUAUUCUUUGGGUUGUGUGUCGCUUUGACUGUUCCCCUGUGCUUCACCAUGAUUCUUGGAGCAGCCGUUGGUAUGGGUGGGGUGAACAAUGCCACUUGGGCAAAAUAUUACUCGUCAAAUGGGAUCGGUGGGUUGACAUACGAGGUACUUGUCCCCAACUCUGUUCAUGGUUUUGGGGAGUUCUGUUGCGUUCUCUUGGCCCUCUCGACCAUUGCAAACAACACUCCAAACAUGUAUACCCUGGGGUUCUCAUUCCAAGCCAUUUGGGAGCCCCUAGCAAGAGUGCCAAGAGCCUUCUGCACCCUCUUUGGGAAUGCCGCUGUAUUUGUUGUAGGCUGUUGUGCCUGCUACUACUUCGACAGCUUCAUGGAGAAGUUCAUGGACACACUGGCGUACUACGGUGCCAUCUAUAUUUCCCUAGGUAUGGCUGAGCAUCUGAUCUUCAGAAAGUGCAGCUUCAAGGCCUACGAUGUCAAGGACUGGAAGACUUUUUCCAAGUUACCCAUUGGCAUUGCUGGUGGUGUUGGCUUUUUUGUCGCUGCCUUUGGGGUGGCUCUUGGUAUGUGCCAGUCGUACUGGGUUGGUGAGAUUGGUCGUCGUAUUGGUAAGGACGGUGGUGAUGUUGGGUUUGAGAUGGGUGCCGCUUGGGGCUUUAUUGCCUAUGUUCUUGUAAGGCCUUUGGAACUAAAGUAUUUUGGUCGUUGA